Messenger RNA from Paracoccidioides brasiliensis Pb18, 642 nucleotides. RefSeq lists its product as uncharacterized. The coding region runs from base 1 to 642 and encodes 213 amino acids. The transcript is spliced from 2 exons. The record is from RefSeq and is a predicted model, not a curated record.
AUGACUGUAAAGGUGCAGCAGCAGAUUUGCCACUUUUCAAACAAAGCAAGUAGUAGUAGUAGUAGUAGUAGUAGUAGUAGUAGUAGUAGUAGUAGUAGUAGUAGUAGUAGUAGUAGUAGUAGUACAACACUAACUCAAGCAUCCACCCUCGCCGAUCCUCUACUGUCACAGCAAUAUAUCCCCUCUCCCCCCCGGCUCCUCCAGCCACUCCCCAGAGAACUCCUCACAGACCAGGUCACGCCAUACCCCGCAAACCAACCCCAACCCCAACCCCAAACCCAACCCCAGCCACAAUCCCAACCACAACCGCAACCCCAACCGCAACCGCAACCGCAACCGCAACCGCAACCGCCAUCCCAGAACCCAACAAUCCUAACUUCCAACGAACUCCUCACCCAAAUCAAAAACGGCAAGCGACUCCGCAGCCUCGGAAAGCCCCUGGGCGCUACAUUCCUCUGCAUCGCCAUCAUCGUGCUGCUGAUAGGGUUCCAUCGAUAUUUCGAGGGACAGUAUUGGGUUAUUCGUGGCAAGUUUCCCGCGAGUAGGGGCAGCAUUGCGCUUGUGGCGUUUAUUGCGGGCUCGUUGAUGGUCAGUAGUCUGGUGGUUAUUUUGAUGAUUUCGCAGGAGACGGUGGAGAAGUGA